This is a messenger RNA of Sitophilus oryzae (rice weevil), 3503 nucleotides long. RefSeq names its product serine/threonine-protein phosphatase 2A regulatory subunit B'' subunit beta. Gene Ontology annotation, molecular function: protein phosphatase regulator activity; calcium ion binding. The record is from RefSeq and is a predicted model, not a curated record. Gene Ontology annotation, biological process: protein dephosphorylation. The transcript has 14 exons. NCBI's taxonomy places the organism in Eukaryota, Metazoa, Arthropoda, Insecta, Coleoptera, Curculionidae. Gene Ontology annotation, cellular component: protein phosphatase type 2A complex. The coding region runs from base 379 to 2844 and encodes 821 amino acids.
UGUAUGGUUUGAUGCGAAAAUCGAAAGCUCUCUGUUGACAGACGUGUAAAAGUAAAAUAUUUUUCAGGAUAAGGAAAGUGAAAAACCAUUGUGCGAAAAUGAACAGAAAUUAGAUAAUUGCAGCGCCUAAUUUUUUCGUCAAGUUUUCAGUGACAAUUAUUUACGUUUAUUUGUGACGAACUUUCGUGGGAAAUUCUCAUUUUCCGGGAGAUAUGUGAUUUUGUGUAGUGGUAGAAGAAAGGUUUGGUCUCCUGUGAUAUUCUUUGGAUCGUCGUUGGAAUUCCGAUCAUCUCAGAUAAAUGCCAGCCUGUUAAUCUAUAAUUAGAGGCGUAAGAAAAUGGCGCACUUUUGGUUUUCCACCCGUCGGCCAGUUUGAAAAUGGCGGCCAUGGCUCGCCGCCGACCUGGCGGCAGCGGAGAUUCCGCUGAAGAUGACAUCGCCGCCAUAGCCAAACAAAUAUCCGACACGGCCGAAGUCAUCUACCAAAACUGGAAGUCCAGGAACCUAGCUCCAGCCGAUCUGAUCACCUGUCAUGGAGCGGGAGACACAGCUAAACUCGGAUCGAUGUUAAAACCUCAAACAUCGGCCAAGCCGUCCAUCGACCUGCUGGCCCAGGCGCCCACGAUGGACAAUAAUCGCCUGGAGAAGCUGGUGAAGAAUUUCGUGCACGAAGACAAAGCCCGACUGGCCGCGGCCGCGGCCGCCCGCACUUCCAAACCGAUGCCAAACAGUAUUCAGUACGCCCUGCAGAAGUUCGAGAAGGGAUCUGUGGUGGAAAAUGGAUACGCGCCGAAGAAACCCGCACCCAGCACGGUCAAGAAGGUUCCUGGAUAUCAGUCGACGACUACCGUUGAGCAGACCUAUCCCACACCUCUUGGUAAACCUGCGGGGGGACAAAAACCCCAGAUAUCACCUAAGCCUGCUCAUCUCUCUGAGACUAUCGAGAUGACUUUACCUCCCGACCUGGGUCCUACAGGUUUGCAGACGUGGCCUUUAAAAAAUCGAGUUAUCUCCGUAGACAAUGUGGGAAAAAAAUCGCAAGUCACCAGUACCACCCCAACACCUUAUAAAAAUACCACCGUCUACAAUGAUGUGAGGCAAGACAAACAGAUACCUGGACGGGGCUAUGGCACGCUGCCGUCCAAAAUAUCAAAGACCACUAUUGAUGAGGUGGCGCUGGAAGAAAAAAGAUUAAUCAAUGCACUGAAGAAUGGUGACGUAGUUAAUGAGGAACCUAUUAUUAGUCAUGUACCUUCCAAGACCAUCACUCGGGAGCCUGUUGAAAAACCGUUGGAGGGUACGACUAACAAAUGGGGUUUAAAAACCACGCCAAAAAGACCUGAACAACAAGUUCCUCAUCCUGAAUUAACCACCAGCCAACGACAACACCUUAGACAAGCCUCAACCAACCCUGUAAGACCAUUCCUUACGAGAGGUUCCGUAGCGGAAAGAGUUCUUAUUUUUGAAAGGUGUCCUAGCGACCUGCUGUUAGAUAAAAGAGUUCGAGCGCCAGUACCACAAAUUAGUAAAUCCCAGCCUCAGUUAAAACAGUCUAAUCUUCAACACACCACUCUUCAAAGGCAUGUUAGAGCCCAUAGGAAUGUUAAUAUACCAAGAUUCCAUUACCCAGUAGGCAAGCCUGGACCUCCUGGUCAACUGGAAGUACUGCGAGCUAAAGUUAAAGCUGCUUUCAUUGGUAUUGGUGAUAGGGCUUCCAGGGAACACUUUGGCACUAUUACUCAAGCUUGUCAAUUGCCGUUGUAUUGGAAAACUCCAUUAUACUUAGCUGCAUGUGCUGAUAAAGGUAGCUGUACUUUUGAUCAGUUUAUGACAUUCUGGCAAGGAAUGGCUUCCUCAUGUCACGACGCGGCUUCCAGGUUUAUUUACAUACUAACCCGUGGUCGUAGGCAAUAUCUGGUACCAGAGGACUUUAUACCCAUGGUUCAAGAUGUCGUAGAAACUCAUCCCGGUCUUACUUUCCUAAAAGAAGCCACCGAAUUCCAUUCUAGAUAUGUCCAUACCGUGAUUGGUCGUAUUUAUUACUGCGUGAAUCGUUCUUGGUCCGCUAAGAUCACAGUUCCCGAACUAAGGCGCUCCAAUUUGUUAAACGUAAUUCAGAUACUCGAAGAGGAAGAAGAUAUUAACCAAAUUACUCAGUAUUUUAGCUACGAGCACUUUUACGUUAUCUAUUGCAAGUUCUGGGAAUUAGAUAGGGAUCAUGAUCUUUUUAUAGAUAAGCAAGAUCUGACGCGACACAACGACCAUGCUUUAUCGUCUCGAAUAAUUGACAGAAUAUUCAGUGGCUGUGUAACCAGAGGUACGAAACGCCAUCAAGAAGAAAGAAUGUCAUAUACAGAUUUUGUCUGGUUUCUGCUGAGCGAAGAGGACAAACUCCACCCUACCGCCAUCGAAUAUUGGUUCCGUUGCAUGGACCUGGACGGAGACGGAUUUUUAUCUAUGUAUGAACUGGAAUACUUCUAUGAAGAACAAAUGCAGCGGAUGGAAAGCAUUGGUAUUGAGACUUUACCAUUCCAGGACUGUCUAUGCCAAAUGCUUGAUAUGGUUAAACCAAAAAUUCCAGGGAAAAUAUCUCUAAGUGAUUUGAAACAUUGUAAAAUGACUUCGAUCUUUUUCGAUACAUUCUUCAAUCUGGAGAAAUACUUAGAUCACGAACAGCGAGAUCCCUUCGCUUCGCAGCGAGAUCACGACUUAGAUGGCAUGGAGAUGUCUGAUUGGGAUAGGUACGCCGCUGAAGAGUACGAACUUUUAGUGGCAGAAGAAGGCGGAAAUGAUCAAAAUGAUAGCCUGGAAUACGAGUGUGGCUAUGAUAGGCUCGUCCGAUGAAGGAAAUGAAGAACUACUCUCCGAAAAUUUAGAAGGAGCCUUGGAAUUAUCCGACGACAGCGACUGUAGUAUUUAGCCAGUGGGUAACAAUUUGAAAGAAAUCUCAAAACUGUAGUUUCUAGUCGGAAUUGAUUCACAAAAUUCCUAUAUUUUAUAAUAUUGUAGUCUCAAAAUUCAUUCUAAACGAAAGUGCAGCUUAAAAUACGUAGAUGAGUUGGCGUAUGUAGCAUCAAAACUCCGUCUUACACCGUCUUCAGCCACUCGUAACUUAAUUAAAUUAAUCUGAAAAUGGUGUAACAUCAGUUUUAAGUAGAUUUAAGAAUCUUACUCCAAGCACAAAUGAAGUGUGAUUUUUUUCUAUCGAUAAGAAAAAUUAUUUUGUAUUUGACAUUAGUGUUUAGGUAUUUGAUAGUAUAUCCCCCGUCUAGUCUUGUAACUUUUAUUAUAGGAAAUAAUGCUUUAAUACGUUUGUCGUGACCUUAUUCAAAAGGGAUUGCUCGAUUGCCAAAUUUAAGUUGAAUAAAUAUAUAUUAAUACUUCAGAGAAAAUAAGAGAGUAAUAUUUUUGUGUAUACAGGGUGCUACAAAUUCGAGAUACGAGCAUUGGUAUCUCGGUAACCGUAAUAGAUACGAACAUGUUUAAAUUGGGGCAAAGUUGUG